AUGGGACUAUUGGUCACAGCAAAUGGAGAAAUUCUGAAUGCUGUGAAUAAGUUCAUUUACAUUGGCAGUACACUCUCCAGGGCUGUCUAUGGAAAUGAUGAAGUUGAUACACGCGUUGCUACAGCUAGCUCAGCAUUUGGGAGACUCCAAAAGAAGCUGUGGGAGAGAAGGAUUAAGCUGCAUACCAAGCUGAAGGUCUCCAGAGUCCUCAUGCUGACCCCACGGCUAGCUCUCUGGCUCGUGACGGCCGCCGCGCUGCUCGGGCUCUGCGGCGGGGGCUGGGCGGCGCGAGUUAACAAGCACAAGCCAUGGAUCGAAACUACAUAUCACGGUAUAGUCACAGAAAAUGACAACACAGUCCUCUUGGAUCCUCCUUUGAUUGCCCUGGACAAAGAUGCCCCUCUGCGCUUUGCAGGUGAGAUAUGUGGAUUUAAAAUUCACGGGCAGAAUGUCCCCUUUGAUGCUGUGGUAGUUGAUAAAUCCACUGGUGAGGGCAUAAUUCGAUCCAAAGAGAAGCUGGACUGUGAACUGCAGAAAGACUACACCUUCACCAUCCAGGCCUAUGAUUGUGGGAAGGGACCAGAUGGAGCCAAUACAAAAAAAUCUCACAAAGCAACAGUACAUAUUCAGGUGAAUGAUGUGAAUGAGUAUGCCCCUAUAUUUAAAGAAAAAUCCUACAAAGCUACAGUUAUUGAGGGGAAGAAAUAUGACAACAUUUUAAAAGUGGAAGCAGUGGACGCAGACUGUUCUCCUCAGUUCAGCCAAAUCUGCAGCUAUGAAAUUGUAACUCCAGAUGUGCCCUUCAUCAUUGACAAGGACGGGUAUAUAAAAAACACUGAGAAGCUAAGCUAUGGGAAAGAGCCUCAGUAUAAGCUGACGGUUACUGCAUAUGACUGUGGAAAGAGAAGAGCUACAGAAGAUGUGUUGGUCAAGAUUAGCAUUAAACCUACAUGCAAGCCUGGCUGGCAAGGAUGGAAUAAGAGGAUUGAGUACGAACCUGGUACUGGGUCUUUGGCCCUUUUCCCCAACAUCCAUUUGGAGACUUGUGAUGAAGCCAUCACCUCCAUCCAAGCGACAGUGGAGCUAGAAACCAGCCACAUAGGCAAAGGCUGUGAUCGGGACACGUACUCGGAGAAGGCCCUCCACCGGCUCUGCGGUGCAUCUUCUGGGACUGCUGAACUUCUUCCUCCUCCAAGCAGCGCCUUGAACUGGACUAUGGGCCUCCCCACUGAUAAUGGCCAUGACAGUGACCAGGUCUUUGAAUUUAACGGCACCCAGGCAGUGAAGAUUCCAGAGGGGGUCGUGUCAGUCAAUGUGAAAGAGCCCUUUAUGAUCUCCGUGUGGAUGAGGCACGGGCCUGGGGACAGGGAGAAGGAGACCAUUCUGUGCAAUUCAGAUAAGACAGAAAUGAACCGGCACCAUUAUUCCCUCUACGUACAUAAUUGCCGACUGGUUUUUCUCUUCCGUCAAGACCCUUCAGAGGAGAAGAGUUACAAACCUGCUGAAUUCCACUGGAAACUGAACCAGGUGUGUGAUAAGGAAUGGCAUCAUUACGUUCUCAACGUGGAGUUCCCCAGUGUGACUCUGUAUGUCGAUGGUGUUUCCUAUGAUCCCUUUCCAGUGACUGAAGAUUAUCCUCUUCACCCUUCCAAGAUAGAAACUCAGCUGGUGGUUGGAGCGUGUUGGCAAGGCGGUGAGCUACACAUGGCUCAAUUUUUCCGAGGUAAUCUGGCCGGCUUAAUGAUUCGCUCUGGGAAAUUGGAAAAUAAGAAGGUGAUUGAUUGUCUGUACACCUGCAAAGAAGGACUCGAUUUGCAAGUGACUGAUAGCAAAGGCCUGAAGAUUCAAGCCAACCCCAGCCAGUCGGUGCUGACUUUGGAAGGAGAUGACUUAGAGAGGUUUGAUAAGGCCAUGCAGCACAUUUCCUAUCUGAAUUCUCGACAGUUCCCCACACCAGGAAUCCGAAGGCUCCAGAUCACCAGCACUGUCAAAUGCUUCAAUGAAGACGCCUGUAUGUCAAUCCCUCUUGUUGAUGGCUAUGUGAUGGUCUUACAGCCAGAGGAACCCAAAAUCAGCUUGAGUGGUAUUAACCAUUUUGCUCGGGCCGCUUCAGAAUUUGAAAGUGCUGAGGGAGUCUCCCUGUUCCCAGAGCUUCGAAUCAUCAGUACCAUCACCCGGGAAGUAGAACAGGACACAGAUGGAGAUGAGGAUCCCACAGUUCAAGAGUCAUUGGUGUCUGAGGAAAUCAUGCACAAUCUGGACACGUGUGAGAUCACCGUGCUGGGAGAGGAGCUAAAUCCAGAUCAGGAAAGUCUGGAGGUGGAUAUGGCCCGCUUGCAGCAGAAGGGCAUUGAGAUGAGCAGCUCCAACCUGGGCGUCGUCAUUACAGGUGUGGACACCAUGGCCAGCUAUGAGGAGGUGCUGCAUCUGGUGCGUUACCGAAACUGGCAUGCCUCCACGUCUGUGCUGGACAGGAAGUUUAAGCUGGUGUGCUCCGAACUGAACGGGCGCUAUGUCAGCAAUGAAUUUAAAGUAGAGGUGAGCGUCAUUCAUACGGCCGACCCAGUGGAACACGCUAACCACAUCGCGGCCCAGCCUCAGUUUGUCCAUCCUGUGCAUCACUCGUUUGUCGACCUGUCCGGCCACAAUCUAGCUAGUCCCCACCCAUUUUCAGUUGUUCCCAGUACAGCAACUGUCGUGAUCGUGGUGUGUGUCAGCUUCCUGGUCUUCAUGAUCAUCCUGGGAGUGUUCCGGAUCCGGGCUGCCCACCAGCGAACCAUGCGGGACCAGGACACCGGGAAGGAGAACGAGAUGGAUUGGGAUGACUCUGCCUUGACCAUUACGGUGAACCCCAUGGAGACCUAUGAGGACCAGCACAGCAGUGAAGAGGAAGAGGAGGAAGAGGAAGAGGAGGAGAGUGAGGAUGGUGAGGAAGAAGAUGACAUCACUAGCGCAGAGUCAGAAAGCAGUGAGGAAGAAGAGGGGGAGCCCGAGGAGGAUCAGCAGAACGUGAAUAGACAGCAGCAGUUAGAAUGGGACGACUCGACCCUCAGCUACUGAGACCAGCCACUCCUCCAUCCGUCCUGUUUCUGCUUUGAAAGACUCUGCUGUCGUCCCCUCCCCUGGUGUACAAAAUCAUUUUGGCCAGUUGGCCCAGUGGCUCCCCUGCUGCCCCUAUGCUUGCCCCUCCUUCCCACUGACUGGAUUGGGUGGUCGGGUUUUUUCAACACUACACGAGGCCCUACCUGGCCCCUUCUCCUUCGUCAUCCCGGCUCAGCUUUCCCGAUGUGCACCCAGGUGUCCAGGCUCCACUCUCUUGUUCCUUCAGAAAAGCUGCAGUGCUCUGACUUGUUGACAAAGGGUAAAGCAUUGCUCAUUCCCACCCAGUGAACAUUUUUCCUUUUUUUAAAAAAAGUUUUAUUUUUUCCAAAUUAGUGCAUGUGUAAAGUGGCAAGAAGGAGGUUAAUGUGUAGAUGAUUAACUUUUGAUAUUUUGUAAAUAAAUUGAAAUUCUGUUGAUGUCC
Messenger RNA from Trichosurus vulpecula (common brushtail), 3523 nucleotides. Its product is annotated as calsyntenin-1-like. Gene Ontology annotation, cellular component: cell surface; postsynaptic membrane. The transcript is spliced from 2 exons. Bases 1 to 3060 code for a protein of 1019 amino acids. The record is from RefSeq and is a predicted model, not a curated record. NCBI's taxonomy places the organism in Eukaryota, Metazoa, Chordata, Mammalia, Diprotodontia, Phalangeridae. Gene Ontology annotation, molecular function: calcium ion binding; kinesin binding; amyloid-beta binding. Gene Ontology annotation, biological process: positive regulation of synaptic transmission; homophilic cell-cell adhesion; positive regulation of synapse assembly.